ACAUCAGGGGGAAUUUUCAUGACAGUGACAUAUCUGUCUGUGAUAAUUAUUCAGGGAACUUGUCUGAUGUCUUUCUGCAUUCCCGCACAUGCCCGGCCGGCGCGAAUCGUGUUUCAACUUCCAGAACUAUGGCAGAGUGGGAAACUCACUUUGCUGAAACUGGACAAAUUCUGUCGAAAAUGUUUCCAGUUGAUCCAGAGGAAACAAACUAUGUGCGGCGAGUAAAGAAUGUGGUAUUUUCUCGCGUCUAUCCUCAACCGUUCAAAACCAAAGUGAGACUGGUUGCUGUUUCAGACUCGGCUUUGAGAUACGUUCUAAACAUGCACCCAAACAUUUCCUCCGAUGUUAACUUUGUGAGGUUUGUCGCUGGCGGUUACCUGCCGUCAGGAAGCACGCCUCUCGCCCACCGUUACGGGGGACACCAGUUCGGCGAGUGGGCUGGGCAACUGGGUGACGGACGGGCAGUGAUGCUGGGAGAGUUCGUAAACAUGUUAGGGGAGAGGUGGGAGAUGCAAUUGAAGGGGUCUGGCCGUACCCCGUACUCUAGGCGGGGCGAUGGGCGAGCAGUGUUGCGAUCGUCAGUCAGGGAGUUCCUCUGUAGUGAAGCACUCUAUCAUUUAGGGGUACCAACAAGUCGAGCAGCUGCUUUGGUGGUCAGUGACGACCCAGUCAUGAGGGACCAGUUUUAUGACGGAAAUGUCCUUACUGAAAGAGGAGCAGUUGUUUUACGAUUGGCAAAGUCCUGGUUUCGGAUCGGCUCUUUGGAAAUUCUUUCCUACAAUGGAGAAUUCAAAAUACUUCGACAAUUGGUCGAUUUUGUCAUUCACAAUUAUUUCCCUCAUAUCUCCUCAACAAACCCAAAUAAAUAUGUUGAGUUUUUCCGUGAAGUUGUUUUGCAAACUACCAAGCUGUUGGCUUUGUGGCAGAGUCUUGGCUUUGCUCACGGUGUUUGUAACACUGAUAAUUUCAGUUUGCUCUCCAUAACCAUUGAUUUUGGACCAUUUGGGUUCUUGGACAGUUACAAUCCUGGAUUUGUACCAAAUGCGUCUGAUGAUGAUGGAAGGUACAGCUUCGAAAAGCAGCCAGAUGUUGGUCAUUUUAAUAUGGAGAAGCUUAGACAAGCUCUCUUGCCUUUGCUGAACAAGGCACAGGAAGCCCUUUCCCAGACUGUUCUUGACAAUUACGCUGAGGAAUACAAGAAACAGUUUAUGUGUUUGUACGGUGAAAAACUUGGCCUAAACCUCAGUGUUGUUGAAGACCAUGAAAACUUUGUCGCAGUGCUGUUAAAAAUGAUGGAAGAUACCCAGGCUGAUUUCACAAUGACGUUUCGACAGCUUGGGGAAAUAUCUCUAGCAGAAAUGAAAAUUGGAGAUGUAAACGAGGAAGUUUGGGCCUUGAGGACUCUCAGUAAACACAAGUGGUUCCCAGCAUGGACUCGUAUGUAUGGACAACUGUUAAGCGCUCAGGGUAUUUCAGACCUGGAUAGAAUGGCUUCCAUGCUCAAUGUUAAUCCCAGGUAUGUUUUAAGAAACUGGAUAGCUCAAAAUGCAAUAGCAAAGGCUAAAGUAAAUGACUUUUCAUAUGUUUACAAAGUUUUGCAAAUAUUAGAAAAGCCAUUUACGGAGCAGCCUGAAGCAGAAGAAUUGGGUUUUAGUGGUCCGCCCCCGUAUUGGGCAUCGUCUCUCAAGGUCAGUUGUUCUUCAUGACCUUGGCAGGCAAGUUCAUGGUGAUAGACAUUAGUAUUCCACCCUGAUUGCCAUGGUGACCAUCCUACUGCCACUAGAAACAAACCAAACACAACUGCCUAGAGAAACCAAACAUGGUUGUCGAGGGAAACCAAAAAUGGCUUUGGAGUGAAACCAAACAUGG
Liolophura sinensis is the source of this 1869-nucleotide messenger RNA. Its product is annotated as protein adenylyltransferase SelO-like. The transcript has 2 exons. Lineage: Eukaryota; Metazoa; Mollusca; Polyplacophora; Chitonida; Chitonidae. The record is from RefSeq and is a predicted model, not a curated record. The coding region runs from base 129 to 1706 and encodes 525 amino acids.